AUGAGUUGCCUAGCCUGGAACUGUCGUGGGCUUGGGAACCUACGUACAGGGAGAGAGCUUGUGGAGUUGACACGGGCAAAAGAUCCCUCUGUAGUGUUUGUGGCUGAGACACUUACAGAUGAUGCAAGGCUGGAGAUUGUACAAAGAAGCAUGGAUUAUGAUCAUAGAUGGGUGGUUCCACGGGAGGGUAGAGGUGGUGGCUUGGCUUUGUUUUGGAAGUCGUCAAUAAAUCUGUCAGUAGUGGGGUCGUGCAAAUAUUAUAUUGAUGCUAUCGUAGAUGGGGGUUCCAAAAAUGAAUGGAGGCUAACCGGAUUCUAUGGUGAGCCUGAUACAGUAAGAAGAUCAGAGGCAUGGGAUAAGCUCAGGUAUCUCAAUUCUCAAUCUGAAGUACCUUGGUUAUGCUUUGGGGAUUUUAAUGAGAUAAUUAAACAAGAUGAAAAGGUGGGAGGAGCUCUAAGACCCCAUAAUCAAAUGCAGUUGUUUAGAGAAGUGUUAGACGAAUGUGGGUUUAUGGAUUUGGGGUAUGUGGGACCAAAAUUCACAUGGGCUAGACAUUAUGAUAAUGGUAACUCAAUAUGGGAGAGACUAAACCGGGGUUUGGCCACUAAUAAUUGGUUUCUAAAAUUUCCUGGUACAAGGGUUCACAAUUUAAGGUGUGAUUCUUCGGAUCACAACCCAAUCCUCAUCGUGUUCUCAGGAUUGGAUCCUCCUAAAAGGAAGAAAGUGUUUAGGUUUGAAGAAACGUGGUUGUCAAAUCCGGGGUGUUCUGAAAUUGUUGAAGCAGUGUGGAAUAGGUGUGAUAAUGAAUCUUUGGAAGGGAUUGUAGGUAGAGUUGAAAAAUGUGGAAGGGAUUUGGGUUGGUGGGAGAAGAAUGUGUUUGGGAAUGUAAGAAGGGAGUUGGAAAAAUUGAAAAAACUUCUACCCAAGGCUGAGGAGGAGGCAAUUCUUAGGGGUGACAAUACUAGAAUUAGAGAACUAAGAAAGGAAAUUGAAGAAUGGCGGGAUAAGGAGGCGACAAUGUGGGCACAAAGAUCAAGAGUUUUAUGGGCAAGACAGGGGGAUAAAAAUUCAAGGUACUUUCAUAGUUGUGCUACAAAAAGGUACCGAAAAAAUUUGAUUGAAGGUAUGAGAGAUGAAGAAGGUGCAUGGAAGACCAACCCGGAAGAAUUUACAGAAAUUCUUGUAAGCUACUACCAUUCACUUUUCAACUCCACGGGUCAGUUGGAUUCUUCACAGGUAUGGGAGUGUGUACCUAGGGUGAUUACUGAUGAGAUGAAUGCCCUAUUAUGCAAGAAAUUUGAAGUACAUGAAGUAGAAGUGGCUUUGAAUCAAAUGGCUCCCCUCAAAGCCCCUGGUCCAGACGGAAUGCCACCUCUUUUCUACCAACACUUUUGGGGAACCGUUAAUCAUGAUGUUACUGCCUCCAUCCUCAUGUGGCUAAAUUCAGGGCAACAAUGGAGGAGUGUGGCAAAGUAUUGGAGAUUUUAA
Messenger RNA from Quercus robur (English oak), 1488 nucleotides. RefSeq lists its product as uncharacterized. The record is from RefSeq and is a predicted model, not a curated record. The transcript has a single exon. Gene Ontology annotation, molecular function: catalytic activity. Bases 1 to 1488 code for a protein of 495 amino acids. NCBI's taxonomy places the organism in Eukaryota, Viridiplantae, Streptophyta, Magnoliopsida, Fagales, Fagaceae.